CGCCCCGUAUGCUACUGAACAAACACUCACAAAGACAGCAACCUCCCUCCUGCCGUCUCAGCGCGCGCCAUGAAGCUGGAGGUCCCGGCGGCGAGGCAGAGGAGCCAGGACGCGGAGCAGAAGGACAAGGCCGCGGGCGUCCUCGGCAUUGAGCCGUGGAAGAACCACCCGGCGAGGCUCCCUGCCCCUCUCCCCGAGGCGGACGCCGGCGGCGCCCUGGUGCCGCCGCUCAACUUCGCCAUGGUCGACGACGGCAUCUUCCGCUCGGGCCUCCCGGACGCCGCCAACUUCCGCUUCCUGCUCUCCCUCAACCUGCGCUCCAUCGUGUACCUGUGCCCGGAGCCGUACCCGGAGGAGAAUGCGUGGUUCCUCCGGCAGAACGGGAUUGAGCUUCACCAGUUCGGCAUCGAAGGGAGCAAGAGUGGUCUGACAAUGCCGGAAACCCUGUUACUACAGGAACCACUCGUCUACAUCCCUGAAGAAACGAUCCGGGAGGCGCUCAAAGUUAUUCUUGACGUAAGAAACCAGCCGGUCCUCAUCCACUGCAAGAGAGGCAAGCACCGGACCGGCUGCGUCGUCGGGUGCCUGAGGAAGCUGCAGAAGUGGUGCCUAUCCUCGGUCUUCGACGAGUACCUCCACUUCGCGGCGGCGAAGGCGAGGAGCACCGACCAGCGGUUCAUGGAGCUGUUCGACGCGUCGAGCCUGAUGCACCUGACGGCCUCCGAGUGACCACGAGUGUUGACCCCAAGCGAGCGGUUUUUCUUGGCCGCCGUCCCGAUCCUGCAACCAUGCUGCAUCGAGAGCGAUCUGUGUGUUCCCCCCUGUUGUCUCUAAAGCAACUUCGGCAGAGAGAAUAAUGCUAGAGCCGUGAGUGUUGUGUGAGAAUGGCAAUGGCCUUGGGUUUUGCUGCGUGAGUGCUGUAGCUGCUUCGUGUUCAACUGAUUUCAGAUUCUGAAAUGGCGAUGGCCGAUAAUGAACAAUGGCGGAGUAGAUGAUUCCGUUGCAUGA
Messenger RNA from Panicum virgatum (switchgrass), 1008 nucleotides. RefSeq names its product probable tyrosine-protein phosphatase DSP2. Gene Ontology annotation, cellular component: cytoplasm. NCBI's taxonomy places the organism in Eukaryota, Viridiplantae, Streptophyta, Magnoliopsida, Poales, Poaceae. The record is from RefSeq and is a predicted model, not a curated record. Gene Ontology annotation, molecular function: phosphatase activity. The coding region runs from base 70 to 729 and encodes 219 amino acids. The transcript has 5 exons. Gene Ontology annotation, biological process: protein dephosphorylation.